UUCCAUUGACGAGCUCCAUGAUGGCAGAAUAGCUCAGCCGCGAGACAUAGUCCCCCUACAAGAUGAUGGAGCUCAAAAAGGAAGUGGCCAAGUUCAAGAAACGCUCUCCGGGCGGCUUCGGAGUUGCAGUAAAUAUGGCUGGUCGCCGGUUGGCCUACCCAUUCCGACAGAGCACUUUGCAAAAGCUCGACAAGGAUAUUGACGAGCUGUGCACCAGUUUCUAAAGGGCUAAGGGCAAAGCCUCUAGCAGCAUCCGCUGCAC
Messenger RNA from Ilyonectria robusta, 262 nucleotides. RefSeq lists its product as uncharacterized. Lineage: Eukaryota; Fungi; Ascomycota; Sordariomycetes; Hypocreales; Nectriaceae. The transcript has a single exon. Bases 63 to 224 code for a protein of 53 amino acids. The record is from RefSeq and is a predicted model, not a curated record.